This is a messenger RNA of Durusdinium trenchii, 564 nucleotides long. Lineage: Eukaryota; Dinophyceae; Suessiales; Symbiodiniaceae. The record is from the annotation of a GenBank genome assembly.
AUGGAGCCUGAAUUGCGGUUCAAAGGAUUGCCACGGCAUGACAAGGACCACUUGGGAGAGGGACGUUGCAUUGCGUCCGCAUCCGCCCUUUGGGCCGAUGACGCACGUCGCACCGCAUUCGUCCCCGAGGAGUUGCUGCAAAGAUGGGCCUUGGCCUCAAGACGCGAGUGGAUGUGCAUCGUUCUGUCGGGACACCUCGAGAAGUCCAUCCUCCGCGAUCCGUCGCUGCCGGAAAUUCCCAUCGGCGACGUGGCUCCGGGUGGCAUUUCUGGAGACAUGGGCAUGCUUGGUGUGAGCAAAGUUCGAAGCCAUAGCUGCCGCUGUGUGGAGCAAUCCUCGCUCCUUUUGCUUUCGCGGACGGCCUUUGCUCAUUUGGUCGAGGCUACAGGAGGUCUGGAAGAGCAUCCACUGCUAAAGCAGUUGGAGAAGAUGCAGAACCUAACAGGCGAAGUCUCAGGUCCUCAAGCCACUGGCUGCCACUGGCUGCCACUGCCGCUUGUGGCACGUUUGGAGAUUCAAACCGAGAGAGACGCAUGUCGCAUUGACCUUUGCAGGCGACAUUGA